Messenger RNA from Pygocentrus nattereri (red-bellied piranha), 4534 nucleotides. RefSeq names its product CDC42 effector protein (Rho GTPase binding) 1a (gene cdc42ep1a). NCBI's taxonomy places the organism in Eukaryota, Metazoa, Chordata, Actinopteri, Characiformes, Serrasalmidae. The record is from RefSeq and is a predicted model, not a curated record. The transcript has 4 exons. Bases 1951 to 3024 code for a protein of 357 amino acids.
GCCCCAACGGUUCGUAGUGAGGAGCAGAAGGAGCUGCCUCAGUGGGAAAGUUUGCUGUCUGAACGUGAACGCUCACUGGAAUAUAACAUUCACGGAUCUCAUUAAUCACAGGGAAGAUGAUUCAUCUUGAUCAGUAUUGGAGGAAGUACUCAAAGUAAGCCUCUAUUACCAUGCUGUAGCCUUUGUGUGCAGUAUUCUUGUGACACAUCAAAAAGCUGAGUAUUGACACAGUUUUCAUUUUAUUGGGACACAUAAUUUCAGUGCAGCCACUUGCGCAUCCAAAAAGCCAAAAGGACUGAGGGAACUGAAGAGAGGGACAAGAGGAGAUGAGUGAUUAGCAACUAAUCCAGGACAUGACCAAUCCUGAAGGAGCUAUUGCAAAGAUUACUGCAUUUACUUUAUUUCCUUUAAAAGCCUUUUUUAUCUAUUUUUCCCUGACCGACGUGGAUUAGUGAAAUGUUGAACAUGGACCAGGGGAGUCUCUGGCCAGGGCAUGGUGUGUACAUGCAAGGAUAAAAUACCAAACAUGUGCUGGACAUCCCUUGGAGAACACACUACAGCAUGGCCUUCAGUGCACAGUCUGGCUAAUUCGAAAAGGAAACUGUUUGUUUAUUUUAGCUGCAUAGCAAAAACUUCACUUAAUAUACUUAAGACUUGUUGAGUACUUAAAUAUUUUUGGUUUUAUUGGAUCAUUGUUGGUGGAUAACACAUCAGAUUUUGUCAGGAGAUGUGACCACAAGACUCUGUAUCAAUACAGUCUUGAAUUAUGCAAUUAAGUACAUUGCGAACAGAGAGGUUACUGAAGUACUUUAAGUCAAACAGAAUAUCAUACUUGAGCUUUUCUUGAGGGCAUGAGACCUGUGUGACAAAAGAAAAAAACAAAACUAAAAGAAAGGUUUCAAAUAAAGGCUAGGAAUUGGAGUGCAAACAAGACCAAAUUAAAAAAGCCCACUUGAAAGCUGAUGAAUCCUGUUGAAGCGUUGUAAUAAGUCAUUAAUGAAGUCAAGCUAACAUGUCUGGGAGGCCAGUGUUAAGCCCAUAAAACAUGCAAACCUAUAAAUGUGUGUUACUCUGUCAAAAUGUUUAAGGAGCAAUGGCCAUUAUGCAUUCCAUAUUGAAAUAACAGCAAAAAAGCCCAGAUUUAGUGAAGAUGUUUUUGGCUAUAAAUAGGUUCUCAAAUAUAAAUAUUCAUAUAGAAGGUUGUGGGCUGCAAAGGUUGUAAAGAACUUGAUUCUUUUAGUCUUUCUUAGUCUGAGAUUGAGAAACUCUUCACUUAAAUGGGAGGCUUUUGCAAUAGGAUAUAUUGCAACUGAAUGCCUAAAACACAAUUUGUUACCCCCCAUGCUUAAUUUAAGGACUUUAUACAUUUUAAAAGCAGUGGACUUCAGCCUGAAGAAUUUGAAUGGGACAUAACCUAGUUUUCCAAAGCCUAGAAUCAGUAGUAUAACUAACUAUGCAGCAAAUUAAUAAUUUUUGUAUCCACACAUACCACCAUGUCACUUUCUUUUUUGGAAAAAAAAAAACAGGGCCUGUGAUAUUUGCUUAAAACCUGGUCUUCCUCAACAUGUAGAAGUGGAUUCUCUCAAAUUCUGUGUAGAAGUUUUAUGGUUUCUAUCUUGAACCACAACACAUACCAAAUUUAUUUCUAAACUUGUGCUGAGUACAUUGUCGUGGAAAAUUUUCUCUGAGAAACAUUUUGAUCAACUGCAGUUUUUUUCAUUUGUGCUUAGAUGAGCACUGAGCCAUGCAUAGUUUUGCACAAAUGGCACUGUGUGGAACAUUUUCUGUCAAGAUCAGGCCAGAUUCUUCUCACUACAUAGUAACAAACCUCAAAAAAGAAACUGCUGGAAUACAAGUUUUUUGCUGAAAGGCCAUCUAACUAAAAAAAAAAAAACGGUUUUGAGUUUUUUGUUUUUGUGUUUUGGGUAAUCACAAUUGUCAGCUGCAGUCAUGAACUUGGGCAAGCUGUCUGGACUGAAGGGCCUGGUGUCUCACUCACCAGGGAAGCGCAGAUUCAAGGGUGAUUUGACCCCAGAUAUGAUUAGCCCACCACUAGGUGAUUUCCGCCACACCAUGCACGUGGGCAGAGGGGGUGAUGUAUUCGGAGACACGUCUUUCCUUAGCAAUCAUGGUGGGGUAAGGAGUGCUGGUGAUGGAGACUCCAUUGCUGCCUCAGAGAAAAGUGAAGGCUUCUUCUCUCGCACCCUGCGCCAUGUCCGCAAAACCCCAGACAGGCCACAGGGGGGGUCCAAAGACCUUUCUCCCCCACCUCCACCCAUUUCCCCCAUCAUAAAAAAUGCAAUCUCCCUCCCUCGUCUGGACAUGGACUCACCCAACAGUUGCAAAGUGGUGUUUCCCAGCACACUGAAAACCCCUGAGGACUCUACGUGCUCCUACGGUAUAGAGUCUGGUUUUGUGACACUGCCCAGGAUUCUCCAUACAGACCAUUCACUGCAGGGCAGCGCACCCUCUGGCUGCUCCACCCAAAUCCAUUGCAGCACCCUCACAGACAUGGCCAUUCUGAACCUCUCCUGCUCAGACACACUCAGUCCCUCUGACUCCAUCACCUCCUUCACCAUAGACCUUGGUCCCUCCCUCAUGUCUGAGGUUUUCGCCGUGAUCAACAGUCCUAAUGUCCACCAGGAAACUAACAAAGUCUCUGAAGUGGAGCAUGAGCCUGAUGCUCCAUUUGAGUUGGUGAAUGGCAAAGCAGGAAUGGGCCUGCACCCCAGAACCUCACUGGUGGAUUCUCUUCUGAGAGAGGAUUCUGAGGGCCUGAGCUGUUUGUGUGGUGUAGAAUCAGGGUGUAAAGAUGUAAUGAACAGCGAAACCCCAAAAAGGCCUAUCGUGGGGCAGGUGCGGUGUUAUACUAGAGAAGAACAUGGCAUGGAAGCUGAGAGAUUUCAGAUGGCUGGUAAUGUGCUGGCACGUCAUUAUGGUAGUGGAACAGAAAAGAAUACUAAAAUGAGCUUCUGUCAAAAGAGGCCUAACACUGACCCUGAUGAAGAAGAGAUCAAAGUGUAGCCUAUGGGAAAAAUGUUCUUGAGACAAUCAAAAGUUUAACUGAAGCUCAUAUUACAUGUUUUGUUCUAAGUGAAGGUAAGUUAAUAUAUCCUGUACAGGGAAUAAACUGUAUAUAAAAUAUUUAAUUUUUUUCUGUACAUUUUAGUGCUAAAUUUAACAUAUUGGAAAACAAGAAAAUAUAAAAAAAAAUUUAAAUUUGCUUUUAAAAUGGGAUUUAGCAAAUAAACGGUAAUUGUGCAUUAAAAUGCUCUCUUUAGAGCAUGUGUAAAUAUUUUCACGUAUAAAAAAAAACAAAAAAACAAAACAUGUAAUUUGACUAGGGACUCACAGACCUGCAUCUCUUGUUAUGGACAAAAGCCUUUUUUUUCUAGAAAAGUGUGAGUUAAAUGGAUUUUUGUACUUUAUUUGGACUAAAGAUGGACUGGUGACCUGUCCAGGGUAUAUCCUGCCUUCUGCCCAAUGACAGCUGGGAUAAGCUCCAGCACCCCCCAUGGCCCAGAAGAAGGAGAAGCGGCUUAGAUGAUGUGUGAAUGUGUGUGUGGGUGUGUAGGUGUUUGGACUAAAAACAAAGCUUAUCUUUAUGUUUGUAAUUCAUUGAACUAAGUGCAACAUGUGUAGAUGAAAACAUGCAUUGAAUGAUUGGUGAAUGAAAUGCUUAUUGGAGUCACUGAGAGAUGUGGACGGUGAGAGAAGAAAGUAUGUGGACUGGAUGUUUGAGUAUCUUUUUUUAUGUGUACAUGUAAUAUUUAGUGAGUGUGUGAUCAAGGCCAUGAGAAAUGUGACCCAGUUACUGUCACUUUCCUUUAUCUGAUUAUGAACAUUAAGGUCGAUUGCUAGAUCUUAAAGGCACAAACGCAGGCCAGACUGUAUGAAAGAUACACUUCUAUCUGCCAGUUGGUGGAAAAUUGAAUUCCUUUUCUAUUGUAAAGGCUACACUUCAUUAUGGUAUCACCUAAUUAUAUUUUUCCCACAUCUAUUACAAAAGUGUUUUUUCUAAAAGUAUAAAAAAAAAUAACCACAACAAUAUGUACUAUUCCUGAAUGACAACUUAUGGCAUACUCACUUUUAAACCACCACUACUGGUGCAUUCAAGUGGUUUAUUACACAUUUAUUAUUAAUCUUCAUUUAGACUAGGUGGCAUUAAUUGUUUGAUUUAUAAGUCUUGUUGCAAACAAGAUUCCCAUAUAAUGGGAAAGUAAUUUUUAGUUCAUAAAGCAAUAAAUAUUUGCCUCCACAAAUUUGAUACGAAUUUGUAAAAUCACUUUUGUCGUGAAGAUGUCCUUACAUAUCAUUUGUCUGCCACAUCAAAUGCUGUGAAUUAUGACAGUAAAUAUGAUGUUUGUAUAAAUCUCAACUCCCAUAUUAUGACAAGAGGAGUUGACUCCUCAAUGAUGUUAUGAUGUCUGUUGUAGAUAUGCGGACGUGCUUCUAUGCACAGGACAUGCACAGUCCUAAUGUACCCUUAUAAACAAUACCAGUUAUGUUUCUAAUAAAAAAAGACAACAGAAAA